AGUUAAUGGAGGAUGAAGUGUGACCGUACUAACUCCUUGUGUGUACAACGACGUGUGCCAGUACUGUCUCCCUGACCGGCUCCUUUGGCUCUCCCUGUGCGGCAAUGGCUCAAUCUCCGCGGUGCCGUCGGGGAGGAGGGGCUGGGGCGGCCGUGUCUGGUGCGCUCUCGCUACUCAUCGACCUUGCUGUUACUACCUCAUCCUUGAAGCCAUGGGGGAUAGCAUAUGAAGUGAGUAAACGGAAAGAACGUGAGCGUCCAAGCAGGAACUGCAAAUGCUCUAUUUUAGUCAAAGCAUGGGAAUAUGCCCAAGGGAAAGGUAUUUGUGUGAUUGAUCAGAACUACAUACAUAACAAUGCAAGGACACAAUAUAAUUGGGCAUUUUCAAGGCUAGCACAUGGAGCGGCAAAAGGGAGGAGGAGCUACCACGGAGGCUAGGUAACUCGAGGAUGUUCUAGAAUUAGGGUAGAAUAAGCCUGACUCUACAAGAAAAUACAUCGGAUAAUUAGGAAACAAGGCACUGACAAAAAACAAGAAAAUACAGAGACCAAAUACUUGAGGGGCUGCAACUCUGCAAGACUGAAAUUAACGAAAAGCUAAGACUUUUAUUGUUUAGAUAAACAAACAGCUAAGUCAGUUGAUGAGUGAUCUCCGCAGCUCCCAGGUCACUAGAGGAGUCAAAGAUUGUCCGCUGAAAGACGGACAAGUGAUCAUGUUUUAUCAUUGUUUGAAAGGAGUAGUGGACGCGGAUGUAUGUAUAUUUUUCGUUCAAAGUAAUGGAAGUGCAAAUUUGUAUAUACUUUACUGGCAUUAUUUAGUGGAUUUUAUCAUAUUUAAUAAAUUGGAUUUUAUACUGU
Messenger RNA from Triticum aestivum (bread wheat), 856 nucleotides. RefSeq lists its product as uncharacterized. The record is from RefSeq and is a predicted model, not a curated record. NCBI's taxonomy places the organism in Eukaryota, Viridiplantae, Streptophyta, Magnoliopsida, Poales, Poaceae. Bases 105 to 437 code for a protein of 110 amino acids. The transcript is spliced from 3 exons.